Molecule: messenger RNA, 323 nt
Organism: Staurois parvus
Lineage: Eukaryota; Metazoa; Chordata; Amphibia; Anura; Ranidae
Source: the annotation of a GenBank genome assembly
UGAUUUUGCAUUUCUGGGGAGAGAACUGUAAGUAAACAAUACAGUUGUCUCCCGUCAGCUUCUGCAUACUGCUAUGCGUGGCUUUGCAAAGCAGAGCCACGCAUAGCAGUGUGCUUACAGUGAAGCACACAUACAGCCCCCAGUAAAACCGCACACAGUUAACUCUUUGAUCGAUCCACAUGUUAACCCCUUCCUGCCCAGUGCCAUUACUACAGUGUCGGUGCUUUUUAUCAGCACUGAUCACUGUAUUGGUGUCACUGGGGAUGUCAGUGACACCAAGUCAGUUAUCCCCAGUGUCAGAAUUCCCGCCGCAGUCCUGCUAU